ACGCCGGUUGGAUGUCAAAGUCAUCUAGUACUUAUCCCUUGUAUUCUUCUUUCCUCUGCAACUUUGUUUGAUUUCUUCUUCUCUUCUUUUUUAUUCUCUUAACAUUAAACAAAUAAAAUGACGGUCAAUUUCAUUUAAAACCUUGCAUUUUAUUCAAAGGUUACACCCGAUUUAGUAUUGACAUUAUAUUAUAUAUAUUAGCUUCUUCAACAUUGUUUCCAAAACUAUAUAUAUUUUCCUUGAGAAACAAUUCAUUCAAUCAAGGUGACAUAUGAAGAACAUUUGAGCUGGUUUUAGAAAAAGAAGAAAAAGCAAAAACAUGUCCGGAGAAGGUGAAGCUAGUAGUACAAGAUCAUUGGAAGAAACACCAACAUGGGCUGUUGCCGUUGUUUGUUUUGGUUUGGUUUUGAUUUCAAUAAUCAUCGAACAUAUAAUCCAUAUGAUUGGAAAGUGGUUAAAGAAGAAACAUAAACGAGCACUUUAUGAAGCUCUGGAAAAGAUUAAGUCAGAGCUUAUGUUGCUGGGAUUUAUAUCAUUUCUCCUAACGGUAGGAGAAGGUUCAAUAACAAGCAUAUGCGUAUCUGAGAAAGUUGGAUCUACUUGGCAUCCAUGCCAUAAUGAUCGACAAGAGAUCGCAGAGGAACCACCUUCGGAAGAAGAUACAUCAGAUAACAACGAACAUCGCCGGAGACUUCUUAUGAUAUCGGAUUCUGUUCGAGUUUUCCGGCGUUCUUUGGCCGGAAAGUCAGAGGACAAAUGCGCGGAUAAGGGAAAAGUACAAUUCAUUUCAUAUGAAGCUCUGGAUCAACUCCAUUAUUUCAUUUUUGUGCUGGCCGUUUUUCAUGUCAUUUACUGUAUUCUUACGCUUUUGUUGGGCAGAGCUAAGAUGAGAAAGUGGAAGAGAUGGGAAAGGGAAACUAGAACAAUUGAAUACCAGUACUCACAUGAUCCAGAGCGGUUCAGAUUUGCAAAAACAUCGUUUGGAAGAAGACAUUAGUUUUGGACCAAAAAUCCCAUUCUACUGUGGAUUGUUUGUUUCUUUAGACAAUUUAUUAGGUCAGUCCCUAAAGUUGAUUACUUGACCCUCCGACAUGGAUUUAUCAUGGCACACUUGGCACCCCAAAGCCAAAACCAUUUUAAUUUUCAAAAAUACAUCAAUAGAUCACUGGAAGAAGAUUUCAGUGUUGUUGUUGGCAUCAGUCCUCCAAUAUGGUUUUUAGCUGUACUCUUCCUACUCUUCAACACUCAUGGAUGGUAUUCCUAUCUGUGGCUUCCAUUUCUCCCUUUGAUCGUGGUCCUGUUAGUGGGGACAAAGCUGCAAGUGAUAAUAACAAAAAUGGGGCUAAGAAUUCAAGAGAGAGGAGAGGUGGUGAAAGGAGUGCCAGUGGUUGAAUUGGGCGACCAUCUUUUCUGGUUCAACCGCCCCAGCCUCAUCCUCUUUCUCAUCAACUUCGUUCUUUUUCAGAAUGCCUUUCAACUUGCAUUCUUUGUAUAUACCUGGUAUGAAUUUGGGAUACACUCUUGCUUUCAUGAGCACGUGGAAGAUUUAGUCAUCUCAAUUUCAAUGGGGUAA
Messenger RNA from Gossypium arboreum, 1573 nucleotides. Its product is annotated as MLO-like protein 6. Gene Ontology annotation, biological process: defense response. Gene Ontology annotation, cellular component: membrane. The record is from RefSeq and is a predicted model, not a curated record. NCBI's taxonomy places the organism in Eukaryota, Viridiplantae, Streptophyta, Magnoliopsida, Malvales, Malvaceae.